AUGACUGCUUCUGGAUACGUAUACCACUUCUUGAAGACCAAUGAGGUUCGCAUUCAAAACCUUUUAGAGACAGAGGGGACCAAUUCCAUUGAUUUCAAAGGGCAUAUCCCGGAUUCGCUUUGGAAUGUCAUGGAAAUUUUGUCGGAGUGGUCUCCAGAGCGUCGAGAGUUCCGGAACCCCACGGCCGACGGCUUGGCGCCUUCUCUCAUGAGUAAAUUAAAGGCUCAUAUGACGCUGAAUUUGACGCGAAUGCGGUCACUUGGAAAUCCGGAGAACGCGAGAACGACCUUCGUGACAGAGGAAAUCGCCAGUAAUGGGCAGGAAAGCUUAUGCGAUGAAGAGAAGAUCAUGUAUGACAGAACAAUCGCGAAAACGGGUCACAUAAAUAAUGAAGAACUCGAUCGCACCGCGCACGACAUGGGGCCAGGGGGAGGGCUGUUCCUGGUCGUCAAACAAUCGAUUGCCAGCCUCGGAAGCCAUAGCUUACCGUCCUCGGUGAUCACCGAGCAGCUGACGACAGAUGUCGAAGAACAAGUAUUCCAGCGCAGCUACCUCAAUCGAACUCUCAAGACAACCGACACGGAGAAUCUUUAUCGAAUAUACAAGAGACGGGUCCACCACACGCUCAUGGUCGUGUAUCUCAUCGUCUGCACGGUCUGUAAUUUCUUUCCCGUUCUGCUCGCCCUGCUGACGCUCGCCAAAGGACAACAGUUUGAGCCUCCCUCUGAGCGCACCCGGUUCACCGUUGUGCCGAUCGUCACUCGAUCUGUGGCGCUCGUUGUUGAUAUUGUGAUCUUCUUACUCGCUCUGAGAGAACGCUUUUUUCGGCGAGAAGCGACAAGACUCGUGGUGAGCCUGCUUCUCAUAGCAGUGGGAUUCCUCGCCGAAUACGGAGCUACGCUGCACGAUUUCGUUUGGGGCGUAAAAGACACAUUCCAUGAUGGGCCGACGAGGAUACGGAACUCGUUCUGUUUCGUCUUGGGUGUUACGAUAUUUCUGCCGUUCCCGAAGAAGAAACAAGCAGCCCUGGCCGGGCUCGUGCUGGUGCUCAUUGAGUUCGGUGUCUCGUUUCGAAUCUAUAGUUCACAUAAGGGACGGACGAAAUUCGUUGCGGCGGAAUUCGUGGCGCAUUUGAUCGCGUUAUUCGUUGGCUGUUAUGUUCGCUUCCUAAUGGAUAUAACAAAUAAGAAAUCCUUCCUGGACAGACGAAACCUCCUUCGCACCAAGUGCAAAAUCAAUUUCGAGAAAGAGCGCGAAGAACAUCUCAUGUUAUCGAUAAUGCCUAAAUGUGAGACGACGGAGAAAGUUCGCAGAGAUCUCCGCGAUCGCAUUGUCAAGCUCAAAACAAAUCAACUAGUUCAGCGACACGGCUUCAACGAACUCUACAUCCAAGAGCAUCCGAAUGUGACGAUUCUCUAUGCCGACAUCGUGAACUCGAUGCAGCUCGCGUCUGCUUUGAACCCGGCGGCGUUGCUGGAGACUCUCGACCAACUUUACGCCAAGUUCGACGAGCGAGCGGAAAAUAACUGCCUCAGGAUCAAACUCCUCGGGGACUGUUACUAUUGUGUGUCAGGAAUUCCCGAGCCUCAGGAAAACCACGCUAACAACUGUGUAAACAUGGCGCUCGACAUGAUCGAGAUCAUCCGUCAUGUUAGAGAGCAGCGGGAAGUCGACGUCGAUAUGAGGAUAGGAAUCCACACUGGUAACGUGCUUAGUGGGGUUCUCGGUCUAAAGAGGUGGCAGUUCGAUAUCUGGAGCAUCGAUGCUCAGAUAGCGUCGCACAUGGAACAGAGCGGCAAACCCGGGUGUGUACAUAUCACGGAGAAAACCAGGGAACAGUUGCGGGGCUCCUAUGAUUUGCGGGACGGGACCGGAGGCGAUGAAUUCGUCCAGCAAACUGGUUUGCAGACAUUCUUCAUCCAUCCUUCGCCGAGGCUCACCGCGAAGAGAACGUCUACCUUGGGCAGGUGGAGUGGAAACGUAAUUUAUUCCGAGUUCAAGGAACAUGGCAUAGAGCUCCAACAGUUAGAUUCGAGCGUAGAAACGAAGAGGAGCGCCAUCAAAGGGAGGAACUCAGCCGACACCAUCAGUAUUCCGACGGAGAACGGGAACCUAGCUCCUGCCGCUGCGAGCGCGCCUGUCAGCCGAAACGGGAGCAUAUUCAUAAAGAAACAGAACUCGAUAUCCGCCAGAGCCCGCAACUUCAUUGGCUACAAAAGAGGAUCAAGUCUGGACACCAUGACGAUCCUCAGGCGGCGUCAAACUAAUAUCCUGGAUAGUUCGAUGCAACAGUUCCAGAGAAUGGUCAGGGAAACCAAUACGAUGUUAGAGAAGGAAAUCUAUCGCAUGAAGCUAAGCAAACGUGACCAAUGGUUGCGUCCCGAUGGAAUCCAUCCUUUAUUCCUGACAUUCACCGAGAAGGGUCUCGAAGGUCUUUACACCAAACAACCAGAUCCCCUCUUCAGGUACUACCUUCUCUGUCUCCUGAUUGUACUGGUCGGGAUGACAGUUGUGCACUUUACUGUGAUAUCCUACGGCACGGCGCCGAUAUGGAGUGUAACCUUCUACGCGAUAACUUUCCUGGUGGUCCUCGGUGUCAACAUAGCAGCGUGGACCGGCUUUGUUUGGGUGAAGUUGAUCAAAAAGAAUGAAGAGCUGUCGCGAUUUCCUCGCGCCCUGCACAUGAAGCUCGGGAACCUCAUCACUCACAGCAGGAAGCUCCGCCUGCUCAUUUGGCUGGUCUGCUCCUUUUUCAUAAUUGUCCUCGCUCUCAUGGGACUCGCUAUAAUGCCCAACUCAAGGAACAAUGCUAACAAUGCGCUCAAAACCCCUACCACCACAACAACCACAUCGACGACAGUCAUACCCUUCGCCAUAGACGACUCCUUUUCUUCUGACGCGGAGAUCAACGCAGCACCUGAAGACCAGAUUCUACCAUGGAGCUACACGUUCUCGAUCAUACUUUCGAUGACCGGCCAAACCGUGUUCCUCCGGAUCCAUUUCAUCUACAAGCUGAUCCUCAACUGUCUGGCAAUCGUCUGCUACGUUGUUCACUACGAUCAGAAAAACUCUUCCGCGAACCCUCUAUUCGUAUCUGACUGGGCGUUCAUGAAUUACGAUGACACCGUUGUGUAUUUCUUCUACUUAACUUACAUGUUGUGUUUGUUGCACGUUUUGGAUCGACAAAUCGAAUACAUGAGCCGGGUAGACUUUCUGUCCCAGAAGAGGCUGGACGAUGAGAGAAACGAGGCGCAGAUCAUGGCUCAAUCCAAUCAUAUACUCUUAGAAAACCUUCUGCCAGUACAUGUGGCGAAGUAUUAUCUCGAUAGAGACUCGAAGAACAAUAAUGAUCUAUACCAUGAAGUGUACAAGAGCGUCUCAGUCAUGUUUGCGUCGAUUCCGAACUUCAUCGAGUUCUACCGUGAGACGACAAACUGCUCGAAAGAAGGACCAUCAUGCUUGAGAAUUCUCAAUGAGGUGAUAUGCGAGUUCGAUAAACUUCUGUACCACUCCAAGUUUUCGCGAGUUGAGAAACUGAAAACUGUGGGGUCCACCUACAUGGCUGCUACGGGACUAGAGCCGGGCAGGGGCUCAAAUGAUAGUUGUUUGCCUGUAGGCGAUUCGCGUCGGAUUCGAUCGGAGGAUCCCCGGAAGAACGCGAAAACUAUGCUCCGUUUCGCAAUCGCGAUGCAGAAAGCGCUCCAGGAAAUCAACCAACAUUCUUGGCAGGACUUCCGACUCCGCGUUGGUAUAUCGGUCGGAGGCGUGAUCGCCGGUGUAGUCGGGGCGACGAAGCCUCAGUACGACAUUUGGGGUGAUACAGUCAACAUGGCGUCGAGAAUGGACUCUACAGGAGAAGCGGGUAGAAUUCAGAUCACUGAGGAGGUCUACGAAUUGAUUCAUGACGACCAAAGUUUCUCGGUUCAGGAGCGAGGAAAAAUCUUCGUCAAGGGAAAAGGCAGUGUGAGGACUUAUUUCCUUCGCAGCAAGAAUGACUGGCUAGACGCGUCGACGAAUUUGUGAAACAUUCCGAUGUAGGGGGAGUGAUCCCAACUCCGAAACAU
This is a messenger RNA of Galendromus occidentalis (western predatory mite), 4064 nucleotides long. Its product is annotated as adenylate cyclase type 7. Gene Ontology annotation, biological process: adenylate cyclase-inhibiting G protein-coupled receptor signaling pathway; adenylate cyclase-activating G protein-coupled receptor signaling pathway; intracellular signal transduction. The record is from RefSeq and is a predicted model, not a curated record. Lineage: Eukaryota; Metazoa; Arthropoda; Arachnida; Mesostigmata; Phytoseiidae. Gene Ontology annotation, molecular function: adenylate cyclase activity. Gene Ontology annotation, cellular component: plasma membrane.